AAACCUGUCAUUCCCUUCAUCCAAACAUUCUUUUGCUCGAGGUACUCAGUUCUCGAGAUAUCCUUUUGCUUUCCCGACUCCUUCAUUAAGUCCAAAAUUUCAAACAACCGGCGAGAUGGUCUCUUUCUCUCAUAUUCUGACCACUGGCUUGGUCGCUGCCUCGGCCUCAGCAUUGCCAUUGAAGUCCAGCCUGUCGAACCUGCAGAAACGGUCCUCCAACAAGCGUGGAGCUGCUUACAACGAUGCGUCGCUGGUCAGCACCCUCACCGACAACUCAGCCAGCACAGUGUCGUGGUCCUACAACUGGGGCAGUAGUGUGGACGGCACGAUGCCUUCGGACAUGGAGUUCGUGCCCAUGCUCUGGGGAUCCAGCUUCUUCAGCGGCUGGACCGAGGCGGUUGAGACCGCGCUGUCGAGCGGCAGCUCUUACAUUCUCGGCUUCAACGAACCGGACAUGUCGUCUGGGGCCGACAUGUCGGCCUCCACCGCAGCCCAAUACUACGAGGAGUACAUCACUCCCUACUCCGGCAGCGCCAAAUUGAUCAGCCCGGCCGUGACCUCUUCGUCUUCCAGUGGCGAGGGUCUUGACUGGCUCAAGAGCUUCAUGGACGACUGCCAGAGCUGCAAUAUCUCGGGCCUGGCUGUCCACUGGUAUGGAGAUUCUGUUGACGAUCUGAAGACUUUUGUCUCCGAAGCGAUCAGCACGGCGGCUGAGUAUGAUAUUUCGGAGGUCUGGCUCACCGAGUUUGGUCUUAAUGCUGAUGAGAGCGGUGUCUCUGAUGCGUCGACUACCGUCGACUUCUUGGAUGAGGCUCUCACUUGGCUUGAUUCUCAGUCGGAGGUGGCCCGUUAUGCUUUCUUUUAUUGUGCCAAUGAUUAUAUGCUUACUGAUGGGGCGGUCAACUCGGUUGGGGAUGCUUACAUGUCGAGCUCGUCUUCUUCUUCAACUUCUUCGACUUCUUCGUCCGAGUCGUCUUCUUCUUCUGCGGCAUCUGCUUCGACUAGUUCCUCUGUUGUGGAGUCUACUUCAUCCGAGUCUUCUUCAUCUUCGUCGUCUUGGUCUGAAUCCUCUUCAUCUGAGUCAUCUUUCACCGAGCUGUCGGCCGAAUGAUCAUCUUCGCAUUAGUCCGUUCCAUCCGAAUCAGCCUCAUUGAGCUUAUCUCCAGCGGCGCCUUCCGAGUCCCCGUCCGUGUCUGAGCCCACGAAGCCUGCAGAACCCACGUCGAUAUCACGCGAAUAGAAAAAGUACCAAAAAGCUAUCCUUUCGUCUGGUCUCGUCACCUCAAAUCCACUUCAUGAGUCCCCAUCGGACCCCGGUGUUUGCCC
Messenger RNA from Aspergillus heteromorphus CBS 117.55, 1326 nucleotides. Its product is annotated as glycoside hydrolase family protein. The record is from RefSeq and is a predicted model, not a curated record. NCBI's taxonomy places the organism in Eukaryota, Fungi, Ascomycota, Eurotiomycetes, Eurotiales, Aspergillaceae. The coding region runs from base 116 to 1111 and encodes 331 amino acids. Gene Ontology annotation, cellular component: fungal-type cell wall. The transcript has a single exon. Gene Ontology annotation, biological process: fungal-type cell wall polysaccharide metabolic process.